UUUUUUCUUUAUUCUUUUUUUUUUUUUAAAACAAAAUUCACAACCAUUGAUGCAUUACUCUGGUCAACAUCCUUUAACGACGGAAGAACCGGUACAUACAUCCGAUCAACACCAUGAGACACUUGUACAAGAAAUGCAACAUUUGAACAAACUUGAAACACCUUUGGUAUCACCGGCCAUUAUUCAAGAUAAACCCGAUCCUAACAUUCUUCUCUUAUCAUCUGAAGAUGAACAAACACCAACUGAUGAACGGGAAGUCUUUUUAUCAUCACCGUCUUCUUCCGAUGAGGAUGAGGAAGAUCUGAUCCAACAAGAACGUUUAUGGCAAACCACAGAAGCCAACAAACAUAUACCUUUUACGCAAGAUAUGACCCCCGAUACCAGUAGUCCUUCUUCCAAAAAAUCUCAAUUACGCCGAGCUUCUACCACCAAAAGGAAAGGUGAACGUGGCAAACAACUUUUGGUCUUCUCCGAACCUAGCUUGAUACAAAAGAACGAUCGAUAUAUUGUCACCAUGAUGUAUGGCGCUGGAUCCACAGGAACUAUGUUAUUGGAUGAGGAAGAUAUGACUCCUCGAAGACGUUCUCGUGCUUAUAUGGUUGCUUGUGAUUUCUCCGAUGAAAGUUUUUAUGCUAUGGAAUGGGUCAUGGGCACUAUGAUGCGUGAUGGGGAUGAAUUACAUAUUGUGGCAGCUGUCAAUCGUGAAGAUAAUCCUGAUGCUGUCAAAAAAGCUGGUCUCUCCCUCAAAUCAGAAUUGAAAAUGGGGUCGGAAAAGGUGACGGAAAUGGCCAAGUCAGUUCUAGGACAAAUGUUAUUAUUUAACAUCAAAGUUAGGACAUAUACUAUUGUUGGUAGAAUCAAGGACGUAUUAUAUAACAUGAUUUUAUCAUUACCUUUGACCUUGGUGGUAUGUGGUAGCCGAGGACGAAACUCAGUGAAAGGAUUAUUCAUGGGUUCUAUUUCUACCUUUUUGGUCCACAAAUCUCCUGUACCUGUUAGUGUGAUACGAAAACCAUCCAGCAAAGAACCAAAGAUCAAGAAAAAGAAAAAGGUGAAAUCUGCUCCUCCUCUCAGUGAAAGUGUUAAAACAGGUGCCUUAGCUGUGGAUGAAUUACAACAACAAAAAUCUUAGACAUUUGUAAUUUAUUUUUAUUUAUUAUUCAUUCCUAUACUUCAUCAUUGUCCACUCAAUAUCUCUCCAAUGACUACUCAUAUAUACAUAGAUACAUACAUACUGCAUUUUUUUUUAUAGUCGUGAUACCACUUUUGUUUUUUGAUUUAUUUGUUAUUCUUCAUUCAAUAAAGAACAAAACCCAUAUACACUCAAA
Messenger RNA from Halteromyces radiatus, 1328 nucleotides. RefSeq lists its product as uncharacterized. The record is from RefSeq and is a predicted model, not a curated record. Bases 50 to 1132 code for a protein of 360 amino acids. Lineage: Eukaryota; Fungi; Mucoromycota; Mucoromycetes; Mucorales; Cunninghamellaceae. The transcript has 4 exons.